CUUGGAUACUUUAAAAUUGGGAUAGGAUUGCAGAAAAUCCCUGAUUCCGAGCAAAGUUCCACAAAUUAAAACCCUAAUCUUAUUGAAUCCAAACCCUGAACCUCCCAAAACCAGACUCUCUCAGUCGUAGUUUUUGGGAUUGAUUUCAACUGGUUAGUGAAUUUGUUGAGAUGAGAAUGCUAGACGAAGAUACAGUCUCUUUCUUAAGGAUGAAUUAUAGAAUUCAUUCCGUGAUAUCUUCUAUAUUUUUUGCAUAAAUUCUCAGAGUUGGUUGAUUGAUUGUUGGGAAUAAGUUUUUCAAUGCUAUGCUUCUUGCUAGAAUAGCUCCAAUAUAUUAUACUUCCGAUUUAAUUGUUUUUUUCCGCUUCUUCAGAGUUAAAUUGAACCAAGAUCAACAAGAAGAGAAGGAAAUAAAUAAAUAAUGUUUGAAGGAUUGGUGAGGCAGUUGAUAUUGGGAUACCUUGGCCAAUAUAUUAAAGACAUCCAAAAAGAGCAGCUCAAAAUCACCCUUUGGAAUGAGGAAGUAUUAUUAGAAAAUGUGGAGCUGAUUCUUGAAGCUUUUGACUACCUUCGGCUGCCAUUUGCGUUCAAACAAGGUCGGGUUGGCAAGUUAAGCAUAAAAAUUCCAUGGAAAAAACUUGGCUGGGACCCCAUUAUAAUCAUUUUAGAGGAAGUAUAUAUUUGCGUAUCUCAGAGGGAUGACACAGAGUGGUGCAUGGAUGCUGUUGAAAGAAGAGAAUAUGCAAGCAAAAAGGCCCAACUAGCGGCAGCAGAACUUGCAAAAUUAUCGAGACGCGUGUGUGACAAUCAGACUGGAAAAUCGUUCAUUUCAUACAUCACUGCUAAGAUUCUUGACAGCAUCCAAGUAUCCAUCAGAAAUGUCCAUGUCCUCUAUCGUGACACACUGAGUGCUAAGGUACGAUUUCAUCCAUAUAAACAAUUUCUCUUUCCAGUUCAUUUACCAUGCUUGUUCUGUUGUUAUUUCAACUUUUCAUAUAUGUACAUUUUUGUUAUGUUCAGAUCUUCAAGUGCAAAACUCAGAGGGGGUCAAGUCAACAAAUUGAUUGAAGUUCAGAACUUAGAACUUUACUAUGAUACUUUUGAGAAAACUGAUGAUUCGAAUACAGAGAAUGUGGUGGGUUACAAGAACAUGGGAAGGGAAUUGCUAAAAGAAGACAAUUAUUCCUCUUUGUUAGCUCCACUGAAUGUAUCAGUGUCUCUGUCGGUAAACAGAUCAGGUAAACUAUUAAAUGAUGCUCCACAAUAUAAUAUGGAUGUUGAGUUGGCUCGUGUGACCACCUUAAUGGACGAGGUUCAGCUGCAACAGAUACUGUCUCUUUGUGACUAUAUGUCUUUAAGUCGAUUGAGAGAGAAAUAUGGACGUUAUCGUCCUUGGUGGAGCCCUAUAGGGAAAAGGAUGAAGGGAUGGCAGAAAUUAUGGUGGCACUACGCUCAGAAGUCUGUUCUUUCUGAUGUUCGAAGGAGUUUGAGAAAGACAUCCUGGAAGUACUUAGGAGAGAGGCUGAACUCUCGCAGGAAGUAUGUCAACUUGUAUAAGGCCAAAUUGAAAUGUCUCAGACACGAUCAGGUGGUGGAAGAAGAUGUUCAGCACAUUUUGGAGGAAAUGGAGAAAGAAACUGAUAUAGAUGACAUUUUGAAUUACAGAUCUGUUGCUGAAUGUGAACUAGAGGUAAUGCUGCUGAUUAAUAGGUCCUUAAGUUCUUAUCACAUUUCUUACCCAGUUAGCUUCUGACAGUAGGAUCUUGGUUGUCAGUUUCCUAACUGUAAGUUGAUGGGGGUUGUAGCUUAUUUAGCCGGCUCUCUAUCUC
This is a messenger RNA of Erythranthe guttata (spotted monkey flower), 1829 nucleotides long. The record is from RefSeq and is a predicted model, not a curated record. Lineage: Eukaryota; Viridiplantae; Streptophyta; Magnoliopsida; Lamiales; Phrymaceae.